Messenger RNA from Propithecus coquereli (Coquerel's sifaka), 1144 nucleotides. RefSeq names its product CD84 molecule (gene CD84). Gene Ontology annotation, biological process: regulation of macrophage activation; T cell activation; positive regulation of monocyte chemotactic protein-1 production. The coding region runs from base 1 to 1014 and encodes 337 amino acids. NCBI's taxonomy places the organism in Eukaryota, Metazoa, Chordata, Mammalia, Primates, Indriidae. Gene Ontology annotation, cellular component: external side of plasma membrane. The record is from RefSeq and is a predicted model, not a curated record. The transcript has 8 exons.
AUGAUUUCUAAACUCCUUGGAUUUCAGUUUGACAGCCCAGAAGCAGCUAGAAGAGAUGCAGACUUCCUCACUGUGAAUGGGAUUCUGGGGGAAUCAGUCACUUUCCCCUUAAAUAUCCAAGAAUCGCAGCAAGUUACCAGCAUUACUUGGACUUCUGGAACAUCUGUUGCUUUUGUAACACCAGGAGACUCAGGAACAGCACCCAAAGUUUUUGUGACUCACAGUAAUUAUGAUGAACGAAUACGUGUCUUAGGUCAAAACUACAACCUGGUCAUUAACGAUCUGCGGAUGGAAGAUGCAGGAGACUACAAGGCAGACAUACGCAUAUACAUAGAGAACUUUUCCCAGACCAUCACCAAGUGCUACAACCUACAAGUCUAUCGUCGGCUGGGGAAACCAAAAAUUACACAGAGUUUAAUGACAUCUGUGAACAGCACCUGUAAUGUCACACUGACAUGCUCUGUGGACAAAGAAGAAAAGAAUGUGACAUACAGCUGGAGUCCCCUGGGAAAAGAGGGUAAUGUCCUUCAAAUCUUCCAGACCCCUGAGGACCAUGAGCUGACUUACACGUGUACAGCCUGGAACCCCGUCAGCAACAAUUCUGAGUCCAUCUCUGCCCAGCGGCUCUGUACAGACACCACAAUGGGCUUCCGUACUCACCAUACCAGGUUGCUGACUAUGCUGGCUGGGUUCUUUCUGAUUAGUCUCAUUCUAUCUUCGGUGUUUUUGUUCCAUUUGUGCAAGAGAAGACAAGGUUCCUACUUGAAGACCUUCACUAACAGCUCUGAUGCUGUAUCAAAGAAAACAAUAUACACAUACAUCACAGUUUCAAGAGAUGCCCAGCCAGCAGAGUCCAGAAUCUAUGAUGAAAUCCCUCAGUCCAAGGUGCCGCCCUCCAAGGAAGAGCCAGCAAACACGGUCUAUUCCAUUCUGCAGUUCUCUGAUAAGAUGGGGAAAACCAGCACACAGGACAGCAAACCUCUGGGAACUUCAAGCUAUGAAAUUGUGAUCUAGGCUGCCAGACAGAGUUCUCCCUCUGGAAACUGAGACACAACCACCAAUACUGGCAGGUGCCCUGGACCCAGCCCUUCUCUGCCCAGCUGUUACUGGGAGAUUGCAAAUCACCACAUCCCAACAUGUAAGC